CCUCAUCACCACGUCCAGUGAAUAUCCCAUCGCAUUUUCUGAUUCCCUCCCUCUCCUUUUCCAAACUUCAACUCCAAAAACUUGUCUCAGUGAGGUUAAUAACUUGGAUACACAUGACACAUACCUUACUCUGUUCAUCAUCUGCAAUACCUUCCCUCUUCUUCAAUGGUAUCAUCCACCAUCUCCUUCCCUUGUACCCACUUAUGUUUGUUUCCUGAGAAAAUCCUUUCUGGGUCAUUGAGAUGAAGCCAAAAAUAGAGGAAGCAGGGAUGGCGCCAAAAGCUGAUAUGUUCUUCUUCAACACAACAUGUGUGUGCUGCAUCAUCGCUUUUCAAAUCUCGAAGCAAAAGUGGGGUUAGAAAGUUGAGAACAGCAGGAAGUUGUGGCGGAUCUGCAGAGAUAUGUGAAGGUCAACCGGCGCCAUGGCUUUCCACAUGGCCAACCAAACAGAUCCUUGCUUUGCCCGACCCUUUUUGGUUCAUGUCCGUCUACGACCUCCCACUGCGCUCCACUUAACAAAACCCACCAUUUCUUCGUUGAAAUUGCAGCUUUUUGAUCAACACCCACCUCCCAAAAUGAAGGGUAUGAGUCGUUUCUUCACGAUCGGCCUCGUUGCCGCCUGGUACUCUUCCAACAUUGGGGUUCUCUUGCUCAACAAGUAUUUGCUCACCAACUAUGGUUUUAAGUACCCGAUCUUCCUCACCAUGUGCCACAUGACCGCUUGUUCUUUGUUCAGCUACAUUGCAAUUGCUUGGUUUAAGGUGGUUCCUUUGCAGACCAUUCGAUCUCGCGUCCAAUUCUUUAAGAUCUCUGCUCUUAGCUUUAUCUUCUGCAUCUCCGUUGUGUUUGGCAACAUUUCGCUUCGGUAUUUGCCUGUCUCUUUCAACCAGGCUAUUGGAGCGACGACGCCAUUUUUCACGGCGGUUUUUGCUUAUCUGAUGACCUUGAAGAGGGAGGCUUGGCUUACUUAUGUUACUCUCAUUCCUGUCGUCACCGGAGUUGUCAUUGCGAGCGGGAGCGAACCAAGUUUCCAUCUAUUUGGGUUUCUAAUAUGUGUCGCUGCUACCGCUGCAAGAGCUCUCAAAUCAGUACUUCAAGGCAUCUUGCUUUCUGCAGAAGGAGAGAAGCUGAAUUCCAUGAAUCUCCUUUUAUAUAUGGCUCCUAUGGCUGUUGUUUUCUUGCUGCCUGCAACACUUUUUAUGGAAGAUAAUGUGGUUGGUAUCACAAUAGCUCUUGCUAGAGAUGAUGUCAAGAUCAUCUGGUACCUUCUUUUCAAUUCGUCGCUAGCAUAUUUCGUAAAUUUGACCAAUUUUCUGGUCACGAAACACACCAGCGCGCUGACCCUUCAGGUACUAGGAAAUGCAAAAGGGGCAGUAGCUGUAGUUGUUUCAAUCUUGAUCUUUAGAAAUCCUGUGUCUGUUACUGGAAUGUUUGGUUAUACGCUCACAGUUAUGGGAGUCAUUCUCUACAGCGAAGCAAAGAAACGAGCGAAUAAGAGUUGACACACCCAAACCUCAAUCAAUGGCGCCGCCAAGUAGUAGUGGCUAAAUUUUUGGUCUUGUUUUGAUCUUUUCUCUGCAUGUUUUUUUGUUUUUUUGUCUCAGAAGCAUAGGAAACCGGCUUGUGUAACUCAGCUUAGGAAUAGAAAGUUGAAUAAAUGACCCAACAUCACUGUUGUAACUCAGCUUGAUUCUUUCAUGAUC
This is a messenger RNA of Cucurbita moschata (crookneck pumpkin), 1703 nucleotides long. RefSeq names its product probable sugar phosphate/phosphate translocator At3g11320. Bases 423 to 1502 code for a protein of 359 amino acids. The transcript is spliced from 6 exons. The record is from RefSeq and is a predicted model, not a curated record. Lineage: Eukaryota; Viridiplantae; Streptophyta; Magnoliopsida; Cucurbitales; Cucurbitaceae. Gene Ontology annotation, cellular component: Golgi apparatus. Gene Ontology annotation, molecular function: antiporter activity.